GAUGGAGAAUAUUCUGAAUACGUCGACUUUCCUUCAUCCGGACAUCCGGUGAUAAAUAGGCGUUUUGUCUCUCUUAGCAUUGUUGCUGCUGUCCUAGACCAAAAGGAGGUCAUGGGAUUAUCCACCUGAUUGGGGGAUUAGACUUUCAGACUGCCGACAGUUUUGGCACUAGGCAGAGCAAAGAAGCAUGCUAUGAUGUGUGGAUUUGGGACUAGAGGGCUUUGGGCCCGGCCCAUUGGGCGAUUGUGCAGGCUAGCCGCCGCUGCCACUGGUGAGGCCCAGGAUAGGCCCAGAAUCCCAGAUGCAUACCAUUUUCAAUUGCGCGUACCAUUUUCAUCUUAGUUGCUGAAUGUGGACGCUUUAUCCAGAAUGAGGUAAUCACUCUGAAAUGACUACACCCACCUAAGCCAUUAGACACUCAUCGAUCAUAAGCUCACUCCUAGUAGAAAAUUCUGGCUCAUUAGAAAAAGGAGAAGGGAAGAAAAGACACAUCUUGCUGCCUCUUACCAUAUUCAAUUGUGGGUAGACUGACGAGCCCAGGUCGCGGCAUACGCGCACGCUACCAAAAUUCACGCCGCCCGCCGGCCUUCGAUUCUUGCUCACCAAACAACCUCCGCUCGCCACUCCCCUCGCCGGCCACACGCCAUUGGCAUCCCCUCCAGCCUCCCAGUCUCCUACCGCCGGAGUUCUUAUAAACCUUAAAGCACUGUCGCUGUUCUUGCCGGGUCCUCGAAGGCGCGCCAGGCCUCCAGAUCCUCGUCCUCUCCGGCCGGCCAAGCACCACCGUACAAUGGGGAACACGAUCUCCUCCGCCGCCGCUCCCGCCCUGUGCGCCGCCUUCACCGCCCUCGAGCUCGUCAACCUCCUGGACCCGCAUAGGACUGGCGCGGGCACUAGGGCAGCCGAUCGAGCCCCGGCGCUCCGCGUCGCGGUCCGGGCCUUCCUGCCGUUGGCUGCGGCGGGGGGCUUCUUCACCUGUGUCGCGCUUAUAUACCGCCACCUUCAUCACGCGCUCGCCGCGGCCGCUGCGGGCGCCGGCAACCCGCGCCUGCCGGAGCUCGUGACCUUCACCCUGUGUGCGUCGGCUGGGUUCCUCCAGUUCCUUUUGUUCGUCCUGCAGGCUCCAGGUGGCGUGGAUGACGGCGCGGCACGCGAGCUCGGUCUGGCUGCGCUCCGUGGUCUGCCCCCUGCGGCCACAGCGACCUUCUUUCUGGGCAUCCUGCUCAUAAUCGUGGGGCACAUCCGCGCCGGCGGCGAGGGUGGCGGUGGCGCCGUCGCCGGAGUCCUCGUCAAGAUGGCCGUCGGAGCGGCGGCGGGACUCGUCUGCCUGAUGGCAUUGGCCGUCUGCUUCGUUUAAAGUGGCCCUGACGCCAAAAUGUGGGUUUUGUGUGCUGCGAAUAAGCUGCUGCAAGAAGAGGUGCUGGCUGGCUACCAUCAUCAAAGUUCAUCAUUGGGAUAACGUGACAUUGCCCGAUUUUAUUUGUAAUAAUAAUUGGAUGAAAUUGACUAUGGCUGUGCUGGUUACCUUGAACUUGUGUGGAUCAUUUCUGAUACCUUGAACUUGUGUGACUGUUAUGGUUGAACAACUUUUCUAUAAGCUUCUGCCACCAUUUGAUAAACAGUCCAAUAUGGGACUGUGUGGUGGGUUAAUAAUAUGAUGCAAAAUCUUCUGUC
Molecule: messenger RNA, 1674 nt
Organism: Panicum hallii
Lineage: Eukaryota; Viridiplantae; Streptophyta; Magnoliopsida; Poales; Poaceae
Exons: 2
Coding region: 791-1357 (188 amino acids)
Source: RefSeq, a predicted model, not a curated record